This is a messenger RNA of Arvicanthis niloticus (Nile rat), 2199 nucleotides long. Lineage: Eukaryota; Metazoa; Chordata; Mammalia; Rodentia; Muridae. The record is from RefSeq and is a predicted model, not a curated record.
AUGGCGUCAAGUUUACUGGGCUGUCACAGAACAAAAGCUUCCUAUAGAAAAGAAUACAGUGAGAAAGUCCCACUUUCCAUGUUUUGUCCCUUUGGUUUGGUGAUCCAGUCACAGAAGAUUGUCAACUUUCCUGGUCCAGAUGAAGUAGGAAGCAGAGCCUUUGAGAUCACACCUCCUGGUCUUCUUGCUUCAGAGGCAAUGCAAAGAAUUAAAUUUAUGUCAAUAAGUAAUGAAGAUAGUCAAGAAGAAAGAGAAUGGGUGCCUAAGAAAUACGCUAUCAAGCCGCCCCGGGACCUGACCAGCAGGUUUGAGCAGGAGCAAGAGGAGAAGAGACUACAGGAGAUCAAGGAUCUAGAACUGAAGCGGCUUAAGGAAGAGGAAGAUCGCCUCCUGGUGGGUCUCUACGGCACUGCACCCUUCAUAGCUGGUCACGGAGGCGAAAAAGCGAAGCCCGACCCCCUGCAUGGUCUGCGGGUGCACUCCUGGGUCCUGGUGCUGUCAGGGAAGCGUGAAGUGCCUGAGAGCUUCUUCAUUGACCCUCUGACUGGACGCAGCUACAGUACCAAGGAUGACCACUUCCUGGGCAUUGAGAGCCUCUGGAACCACAAGAACUACUGGAUCAACAUGCAGGACUGCUGGAACUGCUGCAAGGACUUGAUCUUUGACCUGGGAGACCCUGUGAGAUGGGAGUACAUGCUCUUGGGGACCGAUAAGCCUCACCUGUCCUUGACUGAGGAUGAUGAUGAAGGGCUAGAUGAUGAUGAUGAUGCAGAAGACCUGGGCAAAGAGGAGGAGGAUAAGAGCUUUGACAUGCCGCCUUCAUGGGUCGCCCAGAUCGAGAUCACCCCAGAAGAGUUUGAGACCCGUUGCCCCAGUGGAAAGAAAGUGAUACAGUACAAGAAGGCACACCUGGAGAAGUGGUCCCCAUACCUCAACAACAAUGGCCUGGUGUGUCGCCUCACCACCUACGAGGACCUACAGUGUACAAAGGUUCUGGAGAUAAAGGAGUGGUACCAGAACCGGGAGGAUAUGCUGGAGCUGAAGCACAUAAACAAGACCACAGGCCUGCACGUGGACUACUUCAAGCCAGGCCAUCCCCAAGCUCUCUGUGUGCACUCAUACAAGUCUAUGCUACCUGAGAUGGACCGCGUCAUGGAAUUCUAUAAAAUGAUCCGUGUGGAUGGCCUGGUAAAGCGGGAAGAGACACCUAUGACAAUGACCGAGUACUAUCAAGGGCGCUCAGACUUCCUCUCCUAUCGACACAUCAAUUUUGGACCCAGAGUCAAAAAGCUCACCCAGAACAGUGCAGAGUCCAACCCGAGGCCCAUGGUGAAAAUCACAGAGCGGUUCUUCCGCAAUCCAGCGAAACCUGCGGAUGAGGAUGUGGCAGAGCGAGUGUUUCUGAUAGCGGAGGAGCGCAUCCAGCUUCGUUACCAUUGCCGCGACGACUACAUCACCGCAUCCAAGCGAGAGUUUCUGCGGCGCACGGAGGUCGACAGCAAGGGAAACAAGAUCAUCAUGACACCAGACAUGUGCAUCAGCUACGAGGUGGAGCCAAUGGAACACACCAAGAAACUCCUCUACCAGUAUGAGACCAUGAUUCACCUGAAGAAUGAAGAAAAGCUGUCCCGACAUCAGGCCUGGGAGUCAGAGCUGGAGGUCCUGGAGAUCUUGAAGCUUCGUGAAGAGGAGGAGGAGGCACAUACGCUGACCAUCUCCAUCUAUGACACCAAGCGUAACGAGAAGAGCAAAGAGUACCGGGAGGCCAUGGAGCGUGUCUUGCAUGAGGAGCACCUGCGGCAGGUGGAGGCCCAGCUGGACUACCUGGCCCCAUUCCUGGCACAGCUCCCUCCAGGCGAGAAGCUAACACGUUGGCAAGCGGUGCGCCUCAAGGACGAGUGUCUCAGCGACUUCAAGCAGCGGCUCAUCGACAAGGCUAACCUCAUCCAGGCUCGCUUUGAGAAGGAGACCCAGGAGCUGCAGAAGAAGCAGCAAUGGUACCAGGAGAACCAGGUAACCCUGACGCCUGAGGAUGAAGACCUCUACCUGACCUACUGCUCUCAGGCCAUGUUCCGCAUCCGGAUCUUGGAACAGCGGCUCAAUCGGCACAAAGAGCUGGCUCCACUCAAGUACCUGGCGCUGGAGGAAAAGCUCUACAAGGACCCGCGCUUGAUAGACUUCGUGAAAGUCUUUGUCUGA